Messenger RNA from Sycon ciliatum, 16894 nucleotides. RefSeq lists its product as uncharacterized. The transcript is spliced from 7 exons. Lineage: Eukaryota; Metazoa; Porifera; Calcarea; Leucosolenida; Sycettidae. The coding region runs from base 388 to 15540 and encodes 5050 amino acids. The record is from RefSeq and is a predicted model, not a curated record. Gene Ontology annotation, molecular function: ATP hydrolysis activity; ubiquitin-protein transferase activity.
AUGUAUCAUGUGUAUAAUUUAUAGUAACGACACCGCACAACAUUUGCAACAGUUCCCGAAAGUAGACUGCAGAGUCCGUUGUUUGCGCGAGCUGAUUGCUUCAGGAGGAGGUUUCCGCUUUGCGCCGAUACAAAAGUAGCGCUUUGUGUGAGGUUUUGCAAGCACAUCUACUGAUCUAGCUAUUCCCUUGACCUGAAAUUAUGUAGACGUACAGGCGGUGAUCUAUUGUACUACUACUGGGUCUGAGCCUGUGAAACCGAUGAAAUCUGCUUGUAAGGACAGGUCAUUUGAUUCCUCCGAAAAGGGACGAUGCCGUAAUUGAUGGUAUCCGGUAAAUUCAGCCUGGACUCUACGCGGUGAACGUAGCAGCAGCAGCACGCUGCCAAUAUGGCAGAAGCUGAGCCAGGCCGCUCGAGCGUCCUGCUGUCCGAUCUACUCGAGGACAAUUCCGACGCUCUGUCCUCCGCGCUAGCGGCAAAUCCUGGUGAAAUCCUCGAGACGCUGCAGCUGGCCAGGGUACUUGAGGAAGCGGAGUGCCGACGGCUUCAUGGCGCUGCAGAGCUCGAAAUGUUUGCUCUUCUCCUGGAUGUCAUUCCACGGAGUGAUUCUGAAAGAUGGAGGGCAGCACUCUCGGUUAUCAGGGACCAGAGUCGAGCCACUGGAGUUGUCCAGUUUACUGAAAGUUUGGAGAACUUCCUAAUAGGUGAUGCAGACAAUUGCAAUGUUACCUCGCCCGGAACAUUUUCUGCCAGCAAUGUUGCCGUUGAACAAGGCAGUCACAACAGAUCAGUUGAGGACAUUCCAGAAUCGUUCAAUUCGGGCUGGGAGUCAGAAUUUGACUCUGACCUGGAUCAAACAGACAGACCGCUGCCGCACAGCGAUGCCCGUUACUCUUGGAUCUCGCUCGACAAAACACUUCACUAUAUGCGAAAGGAGAUACCUCUUCCUGGAUCCACUCGGGUGCUGGAUUGUAACUGUGUCACUGUUGACGAUUAUAAAGAGCUGUAUGGACAGCUAGGAACUAGUGUCCAGCUCACCGCCACUCUGCAGGGACCGAGUGCCAGCAGGCCACGUGCUCUGGCAGGUACUGUGGGGGACAUCGUUGAAGUGUUUGACCGGCCGUCCGACACAACGUACCUGGUAAAGCAUACCGUGACUGGGCACGUCGGCUUGGUUGAUGUAGACCAUGUGUCAACAACUGGCAAGAUCACAUUCCCCGAAGAAUCAUCAGCUGAACUCAUUGAGCGGUUUCAUAAUAAGGAAAAUCAUUCGGUGGAUGUCAUGUGGGAGAAGUUCAUCUCCUGCUUGCACACCGGCCCCAUGGGACCGCCAAAAGAUGCCAGCAAGCACGCAGCGCCUCUGGGAUCGUUCAAGCCGAUCGCUGGGUUGCGCUACCGGAUCAUGCGAGAUCGUACACUGGCCAGUAUCUGCUACACGGCCAGCCUGCUCUUGACCCAGUGCUGGAGCGAGCCGAGUCAUCAAAUGACUAAUCGCGCCGACGCUGAUAUCUGCAACAGUCCUAUGGACUUUAUGCUGCUGGGCAUGUCACUACUAGUCAGUCUGGCAAGUCGAGAUGACUUCUCAACAUUGCGCUGUACCGAUGAAUACCGGUUGUUUAUGGCGCGUCUCAACAACUUCUGCCUGUGCCAUUGGCGCCAAGAUACUGCGAACUAUUUCAAGGAACGCCACCGAUUGCUGGAGCAGUUUUCCAAGUCUCUGCCGCGUGGCUCUGGAGCGAUGCGAGAUGUUAUCAGCACGCUCGUAAUGAUCACUAACAUGCAGUGCGUCUACACAGUGUUCGCUCUGGUGAUCAUUGAUGGUUGCGUGCAGAGCACAUCGUCCACCAACCCUGCACACACUCAACUGAUGUGGAGGCAAGUUGCCGAGUCGCUACAUUGGCAGGAGCCAACUUUGCGAAAGAGCGUCUUUCUCGAUCUGCUCAGCUCUGACCUAGAGAUGGGACUCUACCAAGGGUUCUCCUUCGUUCUUCCUAUCGUCGAGCUGUCCAGGAAGUUGUUCUAUUAUCAAUUGUUCGAGGACGCAUCCAUCUUCCACAGUUAUUCGGCCUUGUCUGUUGAUUUUGCCAGUGAUGCAUUGUCAGUGUGGAGAUUGGCAUCAUGCAGCAGCUCGAGGGAAGACGGCGGCAGUGUUCGACGGCUAUUGGAGGACACAUUGUUCCUGGGAAUGAAUGACGUCCUCCCGUUUGUUGUGUCGGCAGCUGCCUACUACCUGAAACCUGCUACCUUGGCAUACAUGAUGCAAAGCUCAGUCAAGGAAGCAUCGACCAUGUAUGAUAAGAUCCUGCGCAUAGUUGACCCUAGACAUGAACAAGGAUUGCAAUCAAUUGUGAAGGCUGUCCUGUACACAUUUCAGCGUGAGCACCAGUCUCUAUCCUACCUAAAUGAAGUACUAGCCGGAAUGCAGUCCGAUGAGCCAAUGGAAAGGGAGCUGUUUGCUGGUGUUGCAAGCCUGCUGCUCAGCGGCAAAGUAGAGGUCAAAUACUAUGCCCCUGAUAAUGUGGAAGAACUGAUGGACACAGUUGCAGGUAUCUGUGACCGUCUCAGUAUGCAUCAACUCUGGGACGGUGCUGUGGCCAAUAACCUGGAGUCUGCCAUCAUCUUCAUUCACCGCAUCUGCGGCAGCAGCGCCACCAUUACUGCCAGAGUUUUCAAGCGUUCGGCUAAGCUGCGUGAAUGCCGUGUCAAGCCGUCUCGUCGUAUGCCACGUGAUUUCUCCAUCGGCUACUCAGAAGCAGCUGGCUACAUGAAGCAGUGUUGUGUGGUUCUGAAUGAGCUUUGUGAUGACGCUGCAUGCCUGGAUCCCAACGGGCCUCAGAUGGUCUUCUGGCUGUGGCUAUCGUCAAAGAUUGUGACCCAAUGGAAUGCGUGCGAGCUGAAGGAAGCCUUCAAUCCCCUAUUGGAGCUUGCCUCACACCUACCAGACUUUGCCGAAGUGCAGAAGCAGCACCCACUGUCUAUCGUCCUGCAGGCCAUCCUCUACUCAAAAUUCUUGGGUAGCCUGAAAGUGUCCCUGUCACCUCCAAAUUACCUGGCCCUGAAGGAGAGUCCCACUGUUUGCCAGUUGCUUGGACUGUGCGAGGAUGCAUUGACUAAGUGGCACGAAGUCAACGCUGGUUCGAGCCCGAAAUACUUAUUCGAAGGCUAUUAUCAGCUAGUGGACAAUGCACAUGAUGUGAGAAUGCGCCUGACAGCCGACCAAUACACGCUUGAGGAAUACUCUACGUAUCUAACCUUCAAGGAGAACCUGAAUCAGCUCUUGUGCCAUCUUCAGCUGGAAACCAUAGCAGACCUAACUGGCUGGAGGGAUGCCAGCAAGAAACUACACACAUUCAAGUCUCUUCUGUACUGGCUCGUAGCAAAGGAGAUCAACGGAGCGCGCACCUCGUGUGCUCGUAUCACACACCUGUCUGAGAACCGGCAAGUCAAUCUCUGUGAUGUCAACAGUGAGCUAGCCAAGACUGAAGCCCUGUACUACAAGCGCCUUGACUUCAAAGUCGACGGCACAGUCACCAUGAAGGCACACAAGUUUGUGGCAUCCACAGUUUCAAAAAGCAGGAUAUGCCGCUAUUUCGAGAGCUGCGCACAGACCUCCAGUACCUUUGGCAACUCUAAACCACUGGAACGCCUAUUAAAAUCCGUUCAUCGUGAGUUGAAAACACUGUUGCAUCCAGAGGCUCACUUUGGAAGAGUGUGUGCCGUCAUCGGUUCAGUAUUCAAGGGCUGGAACGAGCCAGCUGCCACUAUUCUCCCAGCUAUUGAGGCGGAAAUGCGGCUGCUUCGAAGCUGCGAGCUCCUGCACGGUGAACGCAAUGCUAUUGACCAUCUGCAGCGUAUCUGCCUCUGCAGUUGUGCCCGGGAGCAAGGCGUGGUCAAGGGUUUGCUGCGCUUCAAGGUGGCGUCAAACACGGGAGAGCUCCAUGAUUUCCUGGUUGAAAACAGUCGCCGAUAUGACUGGGACUGCUCUUUGGCCACGGCUGACCGUAACUCAAUGUGUUUGUACCACGUCAUCAAGGAUUUCAAGCCAUGGCAGUGGGACUUCUUUGUGCGCUAUGGCAAGCACGAGUACGACGAUUUAUUCAGAUUCUACAACGACGCGUUUGAGCGUCAUGAGAACUUUGAGCUGGACCUGGCGUUGGUGAACUCAAGCCUUGAGGAUCCAUAUCAAGCUGGUUUGGUCAACAGUUUCAAGUCACUGCAGCCCGCCAUGGAGCAGUUCUUCAAAGGUGGCAGAUCACUGAAAGAUAUCAUUGAUUUCCUGUGCUCUCCGGCCAUUGAAGACGUGAACUUUGAUGAUGCUGUGAAGAACCUACCAAUGGUCAGCUCGCUGCUGAAGAGCAUCAUGGGGAGCUACUUUGACGCUGUGCAGAAGUAUCGCGAUGCAUUGCUUGCCGACUCUGCGUUUGCGGCUAUCAACCUGAAAGAUGAUAAGCUGACGUACUAUUGUGAAAUUGAGUUAGACAAUGACCUCACCACCUCUGGCACCAAGAAAAAGAAGUUGGAGAUGGAGGAACUCAAUGAGCUGCAACUAUGGUUACCGUACUUCCACCCGGAAGGUGAUGGUGGAGAUGAGGAGAGUCCCAUUGUCAACUUGGCGAACUGUCUUUCUCUUCUCGGCACAGUGUACGAGACGGCCAGGCGUCUGCAGGAAAACGGGCACUUCCAGUACCUGUACCGUCUUUGUGGAGUGGAGUGCUCACCUUUUCGGCUGCGCCUCGACAAGGUGAAGCAACUGGUGCAGCAGUCGAAACUUGCUGCUCGUCAAUGGCAGUCCAAACUCACCGAUCUGCGCGAGAGUUGCCCUGUACUGCACCUGUUCUCAGACCGUGAUAUUGGCCACAUGCUGCAGCUUGUGCUGGCCGUCAUGAUGGGAGACGAAGCCAUGACCAAUGCGUCGGUUCUCUACUCAUACAUGCUGACGCUGCAUUCGUUCGCCACAGUACCAAUCACACUCACACCGAGUGAAGUCGCCAAUAACAUUCUCACAGCAACCAGCUUCAGUGCAACGCAGCACCUGGUUCAAAUCUUUUCAGCACCCAAUGUAGUCAAGGAGCACAAGACAACGAUUGCUCAUCCGAACAAGCAGUAUAUGCUUGCUGUUGAUGGGUGCCUGGCACCACACAACUUUCCAACGGCACUGCUCACUGUUAUUGUCAGACAACUUGGCACGGUGCGCUUCUGUCGAACCCAGUUUCUUUUCUGCGACUGUUCGACUACGGAGAGCGCUUUGAACUGCUUCUUCAACGCUGUGACCCUGUCUCCAGACCAGCACUUUGUUGUCUGCCAACCGGAGAGCCUCUCACCGCAUUGCCAAGCACUGCUACUAACACUUCAGAUGAAGGUGAAGAUGAGGCCAGUUGGCUGUCAGGUCCAUUUCAUCACCUGCGAUAAGCUUCUCUUCGACACAUGGCCAGAUCAAGGUUUCCUGGUGAAGAAGUUUCUCGACCCACUGGGCUUUAGCGAGCUUAAUGAUAACUACCAUGAGCUCAAUCACAUUGCACCGCUCUCUCUGCCCAAUGUCACCACUGUCUCGGGAGGAGCUGGUGACGGAAAAUCUCAUUAUAUUCGUCGACAUGGCUCUGAUCUUGUGGUUGUCGACAUUGCUAACUUUUCCGACACCAGUCAAUUUUGCCGAAUGCUCAUGAAGACAUAUUAUCAGGAAGUGUGUCCAUCCGUGCACAUCAGACUGGGAAUCAAGGCAAACUUGGCUGACGUGAACCGAAUCUUCUUCGAGCUCUUCUGGCUGGGUGUGCUGCGUGCUCCGUGCGGAGAACAGAUAUUUGGCAUCCUACCGCAUGUUCACCACCCUUGGGACUGGUACGUGGAAAUACCCGACGAUCCUGAGCUGACGGAAGAUGGCAGUGCUCUUGACCUGGAGAGAGAUUUGCCAUUUCUGAUGACAGUAUCAACACAGAUAAUCCAUCAUGGCAAGUCCAUGAGCCAUGAUGCAGCGGAUGAAGAGAGCUUGGAGAUUGAUGCCAACAUGGUUCGGGUUGCGGGUCAUUUGAAAUGCCUUUUCGGCAACAAGCAGCAUAUGGCCGGUCAGAGAUGCCACAAUGACAAAGAAUGCAGGCGUGCAUAUCACUUGGUCAUGCGAGACGCUUGCAAGAACUGGCAGCUGCUGAAUGACAUGCCGGCCUCUAGCAGUUUGGGAGGGAGUUCGUCCAUGACAGAGGCUGCACCAAUCAGCAAAGCCCAGGAGAUGUUGGUCUAUCGAUAUAUCUGUCAAAAAUGGACCACGACGUUGACCCGUGAAUUUCAGGAGCGCUGCAAAGAAGAUCGAGAGCUCUGGUUUGAUGUCUUACGACACAUUGUACAGGAGGCAAGCUACGUGUGUCGGCCCAGGCUGCUAUUUGUUCUCAGUGAGUUCAGAUUCCCGGUGCUGAUUUCAAGCACACUGGAACUCAUUUCUUCUCAGUCCGGUCGUGAGAUGAAGGAGGCGUCCGAGGGAAUGCUGGAAGGGUGCCUGCCGCCAGCACGGCGAAUGUUUGUCGACACCGGAAGUAGCGACGGCAAUAAGGAAGGUCUUGUCAAGCUGCUUGCAAGCACGUUCAAGAUUUCAGAACAUGACGUGCAGCGGGUGCUACGCCGUCGCAAAUUUGUCCUCACCGAGGACUUUGCAUUCAAGUUGGUGUUGAUCCACGAGCGACGUGAUCUUCGACAGCCGUUAAUCCUGGAAGGGGAUACUGGAACAGGAAAGACUUACUUGCUGAAGCUCUAUGCAUCACUUCUAACGCAAGCUGUGUCCGUUCAUCUUGUACCUCUGACACUUAAAUGGAUCCGGAGUAUGAUCUUUGGUGAGAGCUGGAACAACAUGAACUCGCAGGGCCGCCAGACGUUCCCCAAAACGGCUGGUGCAAGUGCAAGCGCUAGCGGCAGCAGAGGGGAAAUGCAUUACCCUGAAGAUGGUGACUUUAGCAGCUUCACAACAGAGGAUGUGCUGAAAAUAUGGGACAGCUUUCUGCUAGCGCUGCCACCUGACUCUGCAAGUAGGGUCAUAAUUAAGUUGCAACGCGUAAUCAAGUCCUGGAAGAAUGAUUAUCCUGUCCUCAAGCCAGUCACAACUACCGUGGAACAGUAUGUCGAGAAGGUGAUUUCCAACCAGGAAAGCAGACAACUCCUAAAGUCGUGGCUAGAAACGAAGAACAAACGCAUGUUCUACAAAGUCCUAGUGCAUCCUGGCCUGACGAAGAAGAGCAUCAUAACAACCGUGGAGAAAGCGUCUCGAACAGCUCGCAGCACUAAGCAAGCUGUUGUAGUGUUCUUUGAUGAAGUCAACACAUCAAGCUGCCUGGAUCUCUUCAAGGAGAUGUUUAUUGAGAACACUAUUGAUGGCAAGAAGGAACUCUGCUCUAGGUCUGUGUUCUUCAUCUCUGCGUGCAAUCCGAAAGUGACUGAGACAAAUUACUUUCAACUUCGUCGGGUAACGGAGGAAGGAUUCGAACCGACAUAUGAUGUGCGUCAGUUGCCAAAGUCAUUGCAACUUUACGUCUGGAAGUAUGAAACACUGGUCGGAGAAAAAGAACUUGAAGACUAUACUGCUGACAAGAUUCGGUUUAUGAAGGGCCACCCGAUGUUGAAAAAACUGAAGUUGCAGGAGGAAUUUUCAGACAAUGUUUUGGAUUUGCUGAGCAAAAUGCUAUUCCAUGCGUACCAGUACAGCCGCAUUAUGAUCGGGCCCAGCUUUACCAGUCAACGAGAUGUACAGCGUGUCUUCCUGCUCAUACCAUUCUUCUGGAAGGUGGAGGUCUUCAAGAUCACUCAGGAUGGAUAUCAGGCCUCAGUACAAGCUCUGCCAGACAAGGUUCUGCAGCGCUGUAUCCUUCUCUCGGUGGCAGUCGUCUUCUAUCUCCGGCUUCCAAUUGAGCCAUGUGCCAGGUACAAAGGAGCCUGUCGUGCCGAUCUUGAUGCGUAUAUCAGUGAUAAUGUGAAAAACAAGGAACUUGGAAAGACUCCUCUUGCAGCUGUAUUGGAACAAUGCAUCCGAGAGUUUGUCAAUGAGGAUAACUUCAAGAUUCCGUCUGGUGUGGCACUAACCAAUGCCCUGAAAGAAAACAUCUUUUGCAUUGUCGCCUGCAUUCAGACGAAGAUACCACUGGGAAUAAUCGGUGAGCCUGGCUCUUCCAAGACUCUCAGCUUUCACAUAGUACGGGACAACCUGAUUGGCGAUCAUGCACCUCGGCCGUUUUGCCGGCAGUUCACGUCGGUGGACCCGUUUUUCUGCCAAUGCUCACCGGAGACGACGACGGGCCAGAUUGAGACCGUGUUUGAGAACGCGCUGACACGGCAAGGUCUGUAUCUGAAGACGGACAGUUCUGGCAGCUCUCGACCGUCAUCUGAUGAUGAGGAGCCCACACAGAUUCAGCGCUUCUGCCAGGCAACGGUGUUCAUGGAUGAGGCGGGUUUGCCGGGCUACAAAAAGAAUCGCUCCGUGAUGAAAGUACUGCACCCGUACCUUGACGAGCCGGAGGUGGCAUUCAUUGCCCUGUCCAACCGUUGGUUUGAUGCAGCUAACACCAACCGCAUGGUGACACUGCUCCGAUCACCAUCGUCAGCCAGUGAGCUGAACUCUCUUGCAAAGGGAGUUGCUAUGUUUGCUCAUCCCGGCGAUGAUUUGGUUCAGCUCAGCUCUGACGCAGAGGACCUACUACAGAGUAUCUGUGCAGGCUAUGAGUCCGUGAUCAAGCGCCAUGAGAAGUUUUUCCACCAGCGAGACCUCAUUUCUCUGGUCCGUUGUUUGCGACGUCUGAAACUACUAGAUAAGCCAACCGAAGCUAUUGAAGAGGCCCUGCGUCGUGCAAUUGAAGAGAACUUUGGUGGUCUUGAACAGGCUGAGAGUGACUGGAUUGUGGCUGAGUUCUUCAAGAACAUCACUCUGCCCUUGUUUGACAGAGCUGCUGAGAAUGUUCCCCGAAACAGUUCUCUGCAGACGUUAUGCUCCUUGAGAGAUCAAGUAGCUUUUGAUCAUCAGGCAACAAUUAGCUGCCACUUGUCAUCUAGUCCUCUGGCACCACGCUACCAGCUUCUUGUCGACGAGCUGGGCUAUGAGCAAAAUUUCCUGGACAUCCUGUUUCACAUUGGCCUCCUGAAGCGCGAUGGAGAUGAAACCAAGGUAUUCCAAGUAUCGAGCCUUUCCGGUAACGACGAGGACUUCCAAUGCUCCAAUAUUCUUGCCAGCAUCAAGCAUAGCCUGGAGAAACCAUGUACAGCUGUCAUCUGUUACUCUCCUAAGCUUCAUGGCUUCCUCUAUGAGCUUUUCAAUCAGAAUUUCCGCACCUUGACCGCGCAUGGAAAGGAGUGCACCUACUCUAGCAUUGCCAUGAAGGAUAGCUCGUUUCCGUGCCAAGUUCACGAACAUUUCCGCUGCAUUGUCAUUGUUACCCGGGAGAUGGCCAAAGCUGAGAAGACGCCAUUUCUCAGCCGCUUCUCGAAAUUCUCGGUGACUUCUACGGAUGUUGUGGACUACAUUGCUACACGGGCCAGCAAACUCCAAGAUCUUGAGGCCCUACUGCAUCGGUGUGUCGCUCUGACUAGUCAUGUGGAGAAGAGGAACUUCAUUGGCUGCGGUCAGGAUCUAUUCGCUGGAACUCUCAACAUGCUACUGGUUUCACAGUUCUUCAACUCUGCCGGCGCAUUCUCACUUGGAAGCAGCCUCUCUGAUUCUACCACCGCAAUUCUGGAGUCACUAUUCCGCAUGAUUCCACUGGAGUCUUUCCUGAAUGUGUGCUCAUCCUUCACACCAGUGGAGUUGUAUGCUCGUGUGUACUUUGAAUGUCACACGGACUUCACGUUGCAAGGGGCAAUUUCAAGGAGGAAUUCCCGGGAGCUUGGUCUGAGGAAACUUCUGCUGAUCACGCAGUCUCCGCAGUCACGCAUUCAACAGCUUAAUGGUUUGCUGACGAGCCGGGGCCUGUCAGCAGUGCAAGUCGUGUCAGUCAGCGCGUUCCAGCACUACUCCGAGGCCAAGAAGGCUGUGAAGGACUUCAUCCAUGGUGAUGGAGACAGUAUUGUGUUUCUCUUCAACAUCUCUCAGCCAUUGCAAAAGGCAGCCAUUGGUUCCAUGCGACAGCUUAUUGACGAGCAGUGCGUGACGUGGCGGUCAGCACUUGUUGGUAAAGACAAAACAUUCGUGCUGCUGAUCUACUCGCUCCUUGAACUACGGAUGACUGACUCUGUGCUCGUGUCAUUCUUCAAUGGCUGGACAUCUCAGCACGUGUCAGUUCUCGAUGAGAAGCAAGUGCAGCCACUGACUGUGCCUGAAAUCCUGAGUCUUACUGGCUCCACCCAUUCACAGCCGUCUGAUCCCAGUAGCGAUGACAUUACCGCUCGACUGAAGGCUUCUUCUGCGUGCCUUGUUGCUGAGUUCUGUUCUCGUCUGACUUGUGUGAACACAGUAAACUUAGCCAGCACCAAGAAACAUGAAGACCUUCCUGAGGAAUGGAGACCCUUCUUCAAGCCGCUGUAUCGAAAAGCGGCCGACUCUCAGCAACAAGCAAAUGCACUACAACUGAUCCUUGAUGAUCUACCUCCGGUGUUUGAAUGGCUGGGCGAGGCAUUUCACAGCUGGGCACACCAACAUCAGAACCUUGAUGUUCUGCUCGAGACGUGCAGGAGAUCUGGCGUCAGCUCGAGACGAGGCACACUGGUGGAUGUGCUGCAUGAGGAGAUAGACACCGUUGUCAAAGACCUGAUGCAGACUAUUCUCCUUGCACUGCUGGACGACUUCAAUCUUCACAAUAUCAUGAGGCUUGGCCUAGUGAAGAGACCCAAAGAACUGCUGCACCUGUUGUCAUUUGUACCAGGCACACCGAUUCCAGUGAAUUGUGAUGGUCGUCUUGUAUCACUGCGAGACAGAACUGCACUCACUCCGUUUUUUAAGCAGAUAUGGUGGCGAAUGGAGCAGAAUGUCGCAUCGAUGCGUGACACCAAACUCGAUAUGGUGCACCAGGUAUUUUCAGCUGAUCCAGUUCUGAAGGACGAGUGGCUGUUCGACACCAGUGACGAUUUCCAGCAAUGCUUCAUUGCAGACUGUAUUUCUUACGUUGCAAAAUGGCCGAAACCUCGUGAGAAUAUGCACCCCAACAUUGCCAUCGGAUUUCUUGUCAAAGAAUUCAAGUCCAUCGAAUCUGGGCCAAGUCUUCUGUCGUUCGUGUGCUGCGCACUCAAACGAAAGGACUACCGCUUGAGACUGUUGUCACUGCUUCACGGAGCUGAUGUCCUGUACGAGAUUGUUGGUCAUGAUAGGUACGGCGCUCUUGAGCAUGCGUUACUGGACAUUGCCGAUGCUGAUGACAUGGUGGAUGAUUUUGCAAAGCUCCUGGUUGACGAGUUGUGGACUGAGCUGGCCAGCUGCUUGCAGAUGCGACCUGGUGAGGAGUUCAAGACUGCUCUGUGCACUUGGCACCUACACUACAAAUAUGGUAACGACCACUGGCCGCAAUCUGGUGUGCCACGUCGCUCCACACAGCUCAGUCAGUUACUGGAGUCCUCCAUUUCCUUCGCUCAACGCAAGUUGCCAGGCAAAGCAGUCCUCUUGGAGACGGUUAGGAGGGUAAUUGACUGCUUCUCCUCGAACGAUGGCUACCUGCAGAGCUUCUUGGCUCGCUACGUCAAGCAGUUCAUUGUCAAUGACGACUGGACAAAGAUAAGUUACGAGAAAGCCACUCUGGGAAAGACCAUAGAAACACUGCUGCGCGAACUCCAGACGCACAGCCCGUAUGACGAGGCUGUGCAGGUCAUGCUGCAUUGUGCCAGGUGGCUUCUGAUUGGUAUGGAAGGUAGACCACUAGCCAGCAUGAAGGACCUGCGCAUGGACGGUGGUUGCAGCCAGACUCUGAGUAUCCUGAACAGCACAGACUUGGACAAUGGUUGCGCGGUACCACUGGCCAUCGGUGCCAGUAUGCUAGAAGACCUGGUGGACAUCAUCACUGAACAAAACCUGAGCCCAGUCAGCACGGUUAUUCGGAACACAGUUGAUCAUGCUCUCGGUGAUGCACUUAUUGGCAAUGAUCUGUUCAGACAAUGUACUUACUACCCGGCAAUGUAUGUCCCACCCUACUUUCCCAGUAGCUUUGCUGAAAUCAACCGAGUGCCGGAAGAAGUCAUUUCAGUGAUGAACAGUCCCUUAGCCCAUGCAUUCUUCCUGAUGGUCUUCAAGCGUGAUGGUCGGUCCGACCGAAACUUAAUGCUGCUGAUGGAAAACGCUCACAUGACUUGUGAAAUCCGUAUGGGAACGUCCUUUGGAGCCUGGGCUGUGGAGAAGUGCUGCUGUAUUCUGCUGGCGUUUCGCCUGGCUGCUGUGAUCACGGCUGGCUUUGCGCGUGUUUUUAACAGCAAGACAGACAGCAGUCGCAUGUCGGAGCUCAGAUUCGAUGAUGCCAAACACGUGGCCAGGCUUUUCAAAGAUCACAAGAAGGCCAACUUGUGGCCGGAGUACUUCUUGCUGGAGGCCAGCCUGGAGCUACAGUGGGGAUCAAUGCUUGACUAUCUGACGGAAAUGAGUAAGCGAGAGGACUCCCACUGGGCCUGCCAGCUGAUCAAGCAGAGUGCUGUUAUCAGCCGAAUGCAGUGUGUGACGCUAAUGGAAUUUUGUAGCGAGCCCUGGACACACUUCAGGGAGGUGAAGCAGAUGUAUGCAACACUAGUGAAGGAGUUAAAGCGGAGCACAGACCCCAUAUCAGUCCUAUGCAAGGUGACAUGGCUUGGAAAAAAGACACCGCCCAGAGAACUCACAACCAGCGGAGAAGUGGCUGUUCUGAUGGCCGUGUAUGAUCAGUUUGUGCAGACAAACAGUGCCGCGGACGUUCGUGGCGUCCUGGAUGCUACCGACCUGCACUGCUCACCGAUUCUGUACGCCGCCCUGCAAAUCCUGCUGUCUGCUCCCUUGGCUAAUCUCGGCCGAGAGGCACGCGAUGUUCUCUAUGGCGCUCAACUACCUGAACAGAAAACCGUGCGAGACAUUCUAAUUUGCUCUCUGGUGUCAUGUAUGCUGGCUCAGGGUGACAGCCACUGCAAGACAUUGCUACACGCUCCCAUCGAUUCGGUUGAUUCUUAUAUGUUCGGAGCGUUCUCCAAGCGAAGCUCAUGUCUGUCGAGAGCUCAGUCUCUUCUGGACUAUUUCCAGUCAGAAGACUUGCCGCUCAUGGCAUAUGAACAGAGUGCUUUGUCCGUAUCACUGUCUCAUGCAGCACUGGAGCUUAACACAAUCCAGACCUUUGCGGCACUGACCUGGCAUUCAUUGCUCUAUUGUGAGAAGCCGGCCACGGGAGCGUCCAGCAACGUUGUCCACCUGCGGCCGCAAAAUGCUACGUCUAAGCCUGGCUCUCCAUGCAGCCCGGCAAGCCUGGACAUCGUGGUCAAGUACAUACAUGCCAUUAAGAGGUCAUACAAGCGCCUGCAGAAAGCUGACAUCAACAUCUCAUCAUUGAACAGCAAGUUGCUUGUUUACAACUCGAUGAUGCACAUGGCGAUGGCGAUGAAUACGCCGUUCAAGGCAUUCUACACGGACAAGAGAGAUCGUUCUUAUGCCGAACAGUUCUAUCAGAACAUAAUCAUUGAUCCAGCUAUUCAGGCCACUUGUCAGAUCACCGAGCACAUCCUUACACAGGAGAGAGAUGCCCUCAAGACCGAUUUUGUCAAGAUCUACCAGAACCAGCGACCGUUCGUGUUUGACCUGGCCGGAGAGAUGUGGUACAUGAUCCUGGAGAGUGGCGACGAGCAUAGUGUUCUGUCUCAUGUCUUUACAUACCUCGCGCAGUACAAAGCAAUACGACACGUAAAGAGUCUGAUUGAGCUGCACCAGCAUGCCCUGAAGUGGUUCUCUCUUGUCUUUAUGCGCGACGAAGUCAUCGACCAACGUUUGACGAUUGGACGGGCCAUCGAGGACAUGCGCAGCUGGAGUGGCCAACGAUCGCAAAAAGAAGUCCGGCAGAGUCUGUACCGGGCUGUCGAAGACUACGCCGUCAUAUGCCGUGCCUUCUCCAAUCUGCCGGGCAGCAGCCAUCCAGCCUGGCUACCACAAAGACACGCGGGCAAAUGUUUGACUGCCGACUCUCUGCUGACUGAUAUCGUGUCCACAGUUGCUGACGGAGGAGAACCGUCGUUUCUCGAGUGUAUAGUGCAGAGUGUUCUCUCCUGGCAAACUGACCUGGUCAAGCUCUGUGCCAUGGUCUUCAGCAUCGGUGCCAGAUCCGAGCAGUCUGCCACACUACCCGAGAAAGUGGAACAGGCACUGUCUGAGAUGAAGGCAGACGUUUCGCCGGAGAAAGUUGUAGCUGACAACGGUGCAGGUCUGCUGAAUCUCACGCAGAAGGACGUGGAUGAACUACUUGAAGUAUACUGUCGCAAGAGAAAGGAUGGUGCUCGGUGGAAAAUCCAUGUUGAUUUUGAAUUGCUGGAGUAUCAAUUCGUUUUACGGUGUGCAUCCAACGUGAGGAAUAUUCUGUGGAAAGACAGCUGCGUACCGCUUUCGUUCACUGCUGAGGAUGGUGAGCAGCUGUCUGCUGGCGAAGUUAGGGACCACCAGCUGACCCACGAGGAGCAGUGCGCCAUUGCGCAAUGCUUGUGUGCCCUGGACAACGUCAAAGAGCUGAUGUACGACUUGAAGCGUUUUGUACAUGACCUGAAGGUCUCUCCCAUUCCCGAUGGCUCUAAAGUGGUGCUUCUGAAGGAUGCUUUGGAAUGGAAACUAGACAAAGAAGGAAUUGAGUACCGUAGGCUGGAGCCUCUUGGUGACCUUGUGGAUGCCCGCAAAAUAGAAGCAGUGAUUUGCAUGCUGGAGUCCUUCUGGCAUAGCGCUGAGUCUGUGGUUUCAAAAUUUCCAGCAACUCUGCAACAUGAGAUGAGGCAGGAAGAUAAGACGCUGGUGAGCACUGCUUUAUCGAAGCUGUUCGAACUGGGAGCCAACGACCACUUGGAUGAACUGCAAAGGAUCAGUGUAAAGUGUAACUUGAUUGAAGAGUGUCUGAGUCUAGUCUACUCAGUUGUUCCCAGUAUGCUCCAAAAUCCGAGUAAGAGCAUCUGUGAAUGUAUUGGCCGGGAUGCGACGCGAGCCAUAUCUGAUGCAGUCCGAGCGCUGAUAGCUGAGUUCCCUCGGUCCAUUCUGGGUUUUCACAGCAAGCAGCUUGUGAGCAUCAUAGCCAGGUUUCUGAGAGAGAAACAGCUCGACACGGAGGCACUACAAGCUCGCUCAUUGACGCUCCAUGAUCCUUGUGAGCUGAGAGAGGCACCGGAUUCAGUGCUGGACGCACCUCAGCAGGUGGCCCCAGCUGACAAGACGCAAAUGACUCCCAUCCGUAUCAAAGUACAACGAGGCUACGGCAUGGAUGUUGUGCAGGACAUCCAGCUUCUAGCACCAGCAGAAGCCUCGAUGGCCGAGCUAUUGACAAGCAACGUGGAGGGAACGGUGGCUUGCUAUUUUGUGUCGCAGAUUCCGUUCACAAUGCAGGAUGUUAACAUGGUGGAGAACUUUGUGCAAGGAGACAGUGAUCAUGUCAUUGAUGUGAUCGCUAUCAUCAAGGCUUGAUGGUGUGCAUGUGUUUGUGCAUCUGUGUGCGUCUGUGUGUCUGUGUGUGUACAUGUGCGUGUGCGUGUGCAUGGGUGUGUGUGUGUGUAUGUAUGUGUGUGUGUUCGAUACCAGUGUGCAGCAAUCCGGCAGCUCCCCGUAUCGCAACAGCCUGGUUCAGUGCAGUGUCCUGCCCGCAGGAGAUGGCUACGUAGCAAGGGUGGGCUUGCAGUACAUAAGUGACAAGUGAGUGGCAAUUGUGACGACCGGCCGCCUAGUGAUGCUCCUCCUGUUGCCGAGGUCCCGGUAUGUACAGCCUGCCAGUGUGUUUUCAAGUCUGCUGCUGGCCGCAAGUGCCAUCGCCGUGGACCUUGCCCGAAGCGCCCUACAGUGACUGAUUGCCAUCACUUUGCACACCAUUGCCGAGUCUGUAGUCGACGCCAAUUCGGAGGCGUCAGGAUCUGGAGCGUCAUUCAAAGCACUGGCUACCUCUCCCCUAACCGCUCUCUGACAGUACCUCCCUUCGACGAGCGGCAUGGCCAUUUCUUGCAGCUGUCAAUAGUAGUCGACAAUAGUAGUAGUGUGUAUGUGUGUGUGUAUGUGUGUGUGUGCCUGUCUGUAUGUAUGUACAGAGGCGUCUGUAUGUACAUGUAUGUAUGUUUGUGUGUGUGUUUGCAUGCUGGAUCUACCCAUGUUAUUCUUCAUGCAGAUUUCCCACUCGAGUCUUUCCUCAUCUUGUUGUAAAGCCGUGACUCCACCAGUCAUAACUUUGAUCCCUACAGUGCAUGUGCCUGCUACCCUACGGUGUAUCCCAUUUGAAAUGUUGUUGCCGCUUUUCUACUUCAUCAAAAUUACUUCAAAGUAUCCAUAUCAUUAGCUGGGUGCUCUUUUUGUCGGGUAUUGUCAGGUAUUGUCGGGUAUUGUCAGGUAGUGUCAGGUAUUGUCAGGUAGUGUUAGUGAUAGUGUUAGUGUUAGUGAUAGUCAGUUGUACGGUGAUGAUGUUUUCUCUGUUGUGGAUCGUGGUAGACCUAAGUUGCACUUGGCUGUUUUAGAGACAUUGUACACUUGUAAGUUGUCCGCUGGGCUAGGUGUUCAGAAGGAAAAUGUAUUGUCCCGGUUUCAAUUGCUUGGCGUUAAUCCCCAUGUAGGUGAUAUGAAUCGUGUUUCUCUUUUUUUUGGUCGAAGUGUUAGUGUUAUUUUUCAUCUUCUUCUUGCAGUUUUUGAUCCACCAGUUGCCCUAAACCUUUCACACGUAUAGCAUGAUGUUUUUAUGUCCUGCAAUAAUUCGCCCAUGUACUUGCUGCGUUAGUUAUUUCGCUGUAUUCCUGUAACAGCCCAUGAUGAGAAGGGAACGGAAACGUUCGGUUCAAAAACA